AUGAGUUCAUUGGACAGACUCCCCAUCGAUAUUUUGGAACUAAUCGCUGAAAAAUUAGCUGAUCACGCAGGCCUUCUCCGGUUUGGUGAUAUCAGUAGGAAAUUUCGCUCCAUUGUUGUGGACAACCUUCAUCUGCUUCCGUCAAAAUUACCUUUGUGCCUCUGUGUCCUCCCUAGUAAACCACCUCCCCUUCCAUUGCUAAUGCAAUGUCGCGACAACGAGUGGGAAAUGACCAACUUUUUUUCUCUCUCUACUGGACGAAAUCACGGGGAGUUUUUCGUGCCAGAAAUAAGAAACAAGUGGCCUGCAGGAUCCUCUCAUGGUUGGUUGUGCAUAGUGAAUACCCACGGCCGAGACAUUCAGCUCUUGAAUCCAUUGACUAGGGUCCAAAUCCCUCUCCCAUCUCUGGAUGCAUUCGAACAUCCUAAAGGCGGUUUCGCAGAUGGAGAUCAUGAUGAUUUUGGAUUUGUAGAGAAGGCUGUUAUAUCAUCAGAUCCUUCAAAGAAGAGGGGAAAUUUGGAUGAUGAUGAUGGUGAUGAUCGCAUAUUAGUCAUGGCAAUCAUCUCUCUUUCUCAUGUGCUAUCAUUUUGUAUGAUAGGAGACGACAAGUGGACUAAUGUGGAGGAUUCCCCGCUUCAUCUCACUGAUGUUGUCUACUACAAGGGUCAGAUUUAUGCUGUUAAUUAUGAGGGGAUAGUCGUCGUUUAUGAUUUUUCAGGCGACAAGAAGAUGAAACAAAUUGCAAAUUCACCGGAUUUCUUGUGUCCAGCUCAGAGAUAUUUGGUUGAAUCAACAUGCGGUGACCUGCUGCAAGUUGUAUGGGUGUACGAUUUUGAAGGUACGUGUAAACAAACAUCUGAGUUUUUGGUGUACAAGCUUGAAGCUGUUGAUGAACUCAUUGAGCCUGAGGAGUACCCUGUGUACUACACCAUCGGCUUCAGAAAACCAGAGGGGCAAAUUCAAGUUUAAGUGGGUUAAAAUGGAAAGCUUGGGUGAUCAAGCGUUGUUCCUAGGUCAGAACUAUUCGCUUUGUGUACAAGCAUUAAACUAUCAAGGAUGCAAGCCGAAUUGCGUAUAUUUUACAGAGCACGGUUUAGGGCAGAGAAACAUUCCACGAGGGCUUGUUGAAGAGGAGGAGAUGGAUGAAUGCUGUUUUUGUGAUAUGGGAAUAUAUGAUUUCGGUGAUAAAAAGUUUCAAAGGUUUAACAAACUAGAUGACAAGUACCCAGUUCCGCCCACGUGGAUAUCUCCAAAUCCAUGGUAGAUUCAUGCAUGAUUCAUCAUUUCUAUUUAAUUGCAUGCCAGAUUAGAUUUCCAUUUAUAUAGUGUGGUUGAUUAAAUUAU
Asparagus officinalis (garden asparagus) is the source of this 1344-nucleotide messenger RNA. RefSeq names its product putative F-box protein At5g55150. The transcript has a single exon. The coding region runs from base 1 to 969 and encodes 322 amino acids. Lineage: Eukaryota; Viridiplantae; Streptophyta; Magnoliopsida; Asparagales; Asparagaceae. The record is from RefSeq and is a predicted model, not a curated record.